UGUUGCAGAGAGAAGUGGUAUUCAACUGCUCAGUAGCGUUGGAGCUUCUGCUGUAAACACUAGGAAACUUGAGCGAGGGGGGUUUUUGUUAUCUAAAAAAAAUAAAAUGGUGGCAUUCAGGAAAUGGAAGGUUUUCAACCGCUUUCGCCCUCUGGACACACAGAAAGCUUCUAUUUUUGGACAUGUGACCCUGUGGAGUUCGUAAUUGUCUUUUCUGGUCGGUUCGCCCACCGAGGAGGAUCAUGUCUUUGCCGGUGGAUGACCUAGAGUGUCCUGUAUGCUGUGACAUCUUCAUAGACCCCGUUCUGCUGUCCUGCAGUCACAGCUUCUGCAGGGAGUGUGUGAAGCGCUGCUGGGAGACCUCUGGGUCACGAGAGUGCCCCAUGUGCAGGAAGAGAGCCUCGAAAGCGUCCCCAACCACCAACCUGGCCCUGAGAAACCUCUGUGAGACCGUGCAGGUGGCCCGGCGAGAGAGCUCGAGCUCGGAGAAGGAGAAGGAGAAGGAGAAGGAGCUGAACUGUGACCUCCAUGGGGAGAAGCUAAAACUCUUCUGCCUGGUGGAUAAACAGCCCAUUUGCCUGGUUUGCCACAUGUCCAAAACGCACAAGAACCACGAUUGCUCCACGUUGGAGGAGGCAGUCGUCGACUGCAGGGGGGAACUCAGCACCACCCUGACGAGUCUACAGGAAAAAAUGGACAGCCUCAAAAUAAUCCACAGCAACUCAAACGACACCAUUGAUUACAUUAAGAACCAGGCUAUAGGCACACGGCGGGGGAUCAAGGCCCAGUUUGAGCGGCUCCACCAUGUCCUUCACCGGGAGGAAUCUGAAAGGCUGGCUGCUCUGAAGAGGGAGGAAGACCAGAAGAUAUCGGGGAUGAGGGAUAAAGUCAGCGAGAUCUCCGAAGAAAUGCUCUCCCUCGAGGAGAGUUUCAACUUCCUGGAGUCUGAGCUGAAUGCAGAGGACAUGGCCCUUUUGCAGAACUUUAAAGGCACUCUGGAAAGAUGCAGCAGUCUACCACUCGGUCCAGUUACCAUGUCUGGAACCCUGAUUGACGUGUCCAAACAUCUAAGCAAUCUCAAGUACUCGAUCUGGGAGAACAUGAACCACCAUAUUGAGUACACUCCAGUGACCCUGGACCCAAAUACAGCACACCCCUACCUCAUCCUGUCCGAUGACCUCACUUCCCUUUAUUAUUCUGGCUUGUCUUACGGUUGCCCUGACAACCCGGAGCGUUUCCAAAUGAGCGCUGAAGUCGUUGGCACGAACGCCCUCGGCUCAGGAAGUCACCACUGGAUCGUCGAAACAGGAAGCAAUCGGGAUUGGCUCCUGGGUGUGACCUCCGUGUCUGCUCCGAGGAAUGUCGUAAUCUCUGCGAGGCCGGAGAACGGCUUCUGGACCUUGUGUUAUCGAGGCGGGGAGUUCAGGGCCAUGACCUCGCCACCGACGACCCUGUCGCUGGCCACAGAGGCGCCCAUAAGCCGAAUCAAAGUACAGCUGGACUAUAACAAAGGGACGCUGUGUUUCUUUGACUGUUCCGGUGACGACAGGCUGCUCUACACGUUCGAGAGCACGUUCACCGAGAUGGUGCUUCCGUAUUUUUACACCCACAGCCAGCAUCCACUGAGAAUCUUACCAGAGAGUGUGAUGCUAACGGCUUUGAAUAAAGAAGGAUCUGCGCAAGUUAUAUGACAGCAAAUCCACCACGGGAUGUGUGGAUAAGUUGUAAUUCUGUCAACUUGACAGAAAUUUGCUUUUUGUGGGGACUAUAGUUUUUGCCAUCAUGGUAUAACAAGUGAAGUAGGGACGUCAGUGUCGUUGAACCAUGAUAUUUGCACUUUAACAAGGACAUGUAGGCUAUGUAGGGAUCUUUUUUUAACACAAUUGUUUGUUAUGUGUUUGCAAUUGAUCAAAUCACCUCUGCUCCUCAUGUACAUUUAGGGAAACAAUUCAUGGAAAUAGUUAAAUUGUAAGGAGAUCACUGCUGUCACUUUGAUUUUUUUUUACACAAUGAAGGAUUGCAAAUCGAGUCUGUGUAGUUUUAUUAUUGAACACACGAUGGCGCUGCAGUCAUACAGAACUGUACGGCCAACAGUGGUUCCAAGAGGUUAUGAAACAUGAUUGUUUUUUAUUAUUGCUCAAUUGACAGUUCUUUGAAAAUAUUUACAAUACAAUAUUACAUUCAAAUGAAUUAAAUAUAGACCACAUAUACUUUACAAUCAAAGAGCUGUAUACAAAGACACAAACACAAAUGAUAAUAAUGGCCAAACAAAAUCAAACACAUUCACCCUGCAUAUUCCAUCCUGAACAACACUAUCUAGUGUUGUUUGGGCAAAGAUGAGUGUAGCUCAUCUUUUAGGCAAACCACCUACACCUCGUCUUCACAUUCAGGCAGGCGAGGCUUCAGACGCUUGUACUGACUGUUGCUUGGGACUUCCCUUCCUCCUGCUUCACCGGUACGGGGAAACACCACUUCACACAGCACUCGGGCAGGAAGGACGACCUCUCCAGCCGGGACAGGAAGAUGAGUGGCUGGGUGCUGCUGCUGAUGUUGAGGAAUGCGAACCCCACGGGCUGCACGUAGCAGCGGAACACGUCGGGCGCGUAGGCGUCCUCGAAGGGGAACAGGGCCACGGGCGGCAGGUAGUUGCACACGGUGAGCACCAGGAUGGCCAGCACCAUCUUGAAGGCCUUCUUCUUCAUGGGGUGCAUCGCGUCCUUGCCCGCGCCGCGGGACCUCUUCAGCGCCAGCAGGAUGGCGGCGUUGCACACGAUCAUCCACACGAACACGGCCAGGAUCUCCCCCGUGAACACCUUCUCAAAGUUGGGCAGGUCGCCCACCGUCUUGGCCGAGGCGUAGGCCAAGGUGAGGCCCAGUACCAGCGUGGAGAGGCUGAUGCGGUAGCGGGGGGCCCGGAGGGUGCCGAAGGCGAUGGGGAACAGCACGGCCACGAAGCGGUCCAAGCAGAUGCAGGACAGGAACAGGGGCCCGCUGGUGUCCUUGACGCCGUAGGAGAACUUGACGGACAGCCACACCUUGUAGCUCUCCCAGUGGUACAGGUUGAGGAUGUUGAUGGGCACCAUGGCGCCGUAGUAGAUGUCCAGGAAGGCCAGGCAGCCCAGGAACAGGUCGGAGGUGGAGGGCUCCUUGCGGUUGCGCAGGAGGACGACGAUCACCAGUAUGUUGGCGGGGAUGCCCAUGACCACGUUGACGCACUGCACGAUCAGGUCGAACAGGAUGCCCUCGGCCAUGAGCUCGCAGCCUUCGAACGGGCUGAAGGGGGCGUGCGUGGCGUUGAGCGCCCCCGUGUGGUUGAGGGGGUAGGUGGGGGUAGUGGAGUUGGUCGUGUUGUACACAUAGUCCGCCAUGGUGCCUCUACAGGAGCAGGAGCCAAGUCAAACUCCACUGUCUCUAAUGGUGGGAGAGGAUAAGGAAACAAUUUUUUACAUCCUCUGGAUUUGGUGCCAUCCAUUUACAGAUGCACUCACUGGUUCACAUACGUGCCGAGAGGCCCACUUGCCCUCACACAGAUGUAGUAACGCAGAGGAAUUAAUUCACUCAGGCUUGCUCACUCGGCCAUUCAGUUUCAAAACCUUAUGCCAUGCACUAACUGCAUUACUUGAAAGAGAUGUAUGCACUAUGCACCAUGGAUGAUAUGCAAAGCCAAAGCCCCAUGUGUGACGAUUAAUAGUCAAUAAAAAAAUCAACCUUGCCAAUUAGGCAUGAGUUGGCCUGUUUUCCAUAUGUGUGGGUGUAGACAUGGUUGAAAUCUUGGGAGCAAAAUGUGUUUUCUGUCUUGUGACAGUCCCUCAAGGCCCACAUUAUCAACAGGUCUGAGCUGGGGUCUCAGGCAAAUUGGGAUGAAGUCAACAUCACACGAUUAGACAAUUAACGGACAGAAAAACACAAUCUAACAAACACGGUCUAGGCAUCACCGCAGGCUAUUAUUCUGUUAUUGCGCGUGUGACUCCCUUCCCUGGGUGCUCUGACAUGGCACCCAGGGACAUCAAAAUCCCUUAAGGCACCCACAUGAAAACGCUCUGCAUGCUUGUAUGGCUGCAUAUAAGGAGGUCCCACAAAAGAGAACGGUUUCACUCACGCACAUAAUCAAAUGGUCAAUGCACUGCACUGUUGAUGCGUGGAGAUCUGAUCUAUAUUUGGUUGUUUUGUAUUCUUUUUGGAUAAGCCUGAAGGAAUUGGAAAACUUUAAAGAUAAGAGUAUAGCUUGACUGAUAAUACAACAUGCAGCGGGGUCAUGCGUGGGAUACAAACACUCCUCUGAAGUAGCUAGAAAUUCACUUUUUCUAAAGCAGCCCCUUCAGUCGGAUCAACAUCUCUCUUCUCUCCGUCUGUGAAUUCUAACCUUUUUUGGCCCAAGGAUUUCCUCCGGCGGUUUGGUGUGAAUCCAAUUGUGUGCAUCUUUCUGAUGUUGUGUAUGAUAUCGUUUUGUGUGCUCUAAGACAGAGUCUUUGCUAAUCCAAUCCGACUGCCAUGAUAUUGGCUGAUUUGAAAAAUUAUUUCCUCCCAUACCUCCAAACUGCUCUGCUCUAAUUGCCCACCCCCAGGACACAUUCAGGUUUCCCCUAAAGGAGUCAAGAGUGUGCCAAGGCAUCCGCAGAAACAUAAUGGAUGAUGUUAAUGCCAGCAGAUGACUUAAUGAUGAUUUGAUCAAUCAUAUUGUUCCCUAGCUGCUGAGAGAGCAUGCAGAACAAAUGGCAAAGAUAAUAAUGUGUACCUUUAUUAUUUCUGGCUGUUUGUAUAGUUUUGUUUGACAGUUUGAAACUAAUGUUUGUGUUUUUGUAUUUCUUUGUGU
Messenger RNA from Gadus chalcogrammus (walleye pollock), 4813 nucleotides. Its product is annotated as zinc-binding protein A33. The coding region runs from base 243 to 1691 and encodes 482 amino acids. Lineage: Eukaryota; Metazoa; Chordata; Actinopteri; Gadiformes; Gadidae. Gene Ontology annotation, molecular function: protein binding; zinc ion binding. The record is from RefSeq and is a predicted model, not a curated record. The transcript is spliced from 6 exons.